CCCUGUGGUGGCGCACCGGAACCGCUCCUUGUCAACAAACAUUACACUCCCGGUGCUACUCACCUGGGCUGCCAGGAUGAGCCUCCAAACGACGCCCCGAAGGCUUGCGCCGCCUCGGUCCUCCCAUACGCUCACAAGUGUUGCGUCUUCCCCCGCCCUGUCGCUCUCGCAGUCGCAGUCUACAGCAGUAGCGCGUAAGGCCAGUCUGAACGCUCUUGUUGGCAAACCUACCACCCCCACCAGCACCAUGGGCGCCGACAGCUCCGAACUCGAGGUUGGCGACUUGGUGGACGUGCCGGGAGCCAUGACUGGCGUUGUCAAAUUCGUCGGCAGCGUGCGCGGCAAGCCUGGUGUGUUCGCUGGUGUUGAGCUCAGCAGACAGUUUGCAACGCGCGGGAAGAACGAUGGCGAUGUCGAGGGCACGAGCUACUUCCGAACCUCAGUGCCUGGCUCUGGGAUAUUCUUACCGAUACAUCGAGCGAAGAAACGAGCGACUUCCGGCUCUGACCUGUCCCCAACUCCCACCACUCCGUCGUAUGGCAGCAAGUUCAGCGCGUCGGCACGCGAAAGGCCAAACUUCAGCGCCUCGAUGCGCGGAAAACCAGACUUCAGCGCCUCGACUCGUCAACGACCAGAGCAUAGUCCCGAGACGCCCUCGAUACCCAAAUUCUCUCAGUCUCUAGGUCCGGGUGCCCGCGCGCCCAGCCCGCAGUUCAAACAACCUGGCAGACCCUCACUGCCGCGCCCAGAGUCGCCGUUCCGCAAGCAGCCCAAUCUUGCGCCUACACCCAGUAGAGCUGGCUCCAUCACGCCAUCGGGUUUCUCUAAGAGCGCUAUCGGUCCACCAAGGUUCAAUAGCCCUGGGCCCAGGACCGCUGCGUUUCAAAAGCCACGGACGCCAGGUCCACCUCGACCUUAUUCCCGCAACAACUCACGCUUAGGCCAUCAUGAUAUAAUCGACGAGGAUGCAGAGACUACACCCACAGCCAACAGAGUCAGCAACUCAACAGCAAGCUCCAAGGGCCGACGGCCUGGCUCGAGUCAAUCCGACGAGGAGGUGACGCGUCUGAGCAAACUCCUUGAGGAACGCGACAAGCAACUGAAAGAACAAGCCGCAUCGCUUGCAGAGAUGGAGUCCAGUCUGGCUGAGAUUCAAAGCAUGCUACCUGAAGAUGGCAUGAGUUUUGGGUCAUCGAGAAACAGUGGAGAGGAAUCGGGCGAUGUGACACAGUUGCGGUCCCUACUUCGCGAAAAGAACGAGAAGAUUGCCAUGCUCACAGCCGAAUUCGAUGCGCAUCGAGCUGAUUUCCGCAGUACCAUUGAUACACUUGAGAUGGCCAGUACCGAGACCGAACGCGUGUACGAACGGAAAGUGGAAGAGUUGCAAGAAGAGCUACGAGAACUGCACUCGAGAGGCGAAGAUGUUGCAACGGUUGCUAUGCAAUUGAAGCAACUCGAAGAACUUGUGCAAGAGCUUGAGGAAGGCUUAGAGGAUGCUAGGAGAGGCGAAGCUGAAGCUCGUGGCGAAGUUGAGUUUCUCCGCGGUGAGGUCGAGCGUGGCCGAUCCGAGUUGCGCCGAGAACGGGAAAAGGCCGCAGCGGCCUUGAAGGGUGCGGGUGCCAUGGUGGAUAGCCCUGCGACCCCUGGAACACGAGAUCUGGAGCAGCGAGACGACGAGAUACGUGGUCUGAAGGCUAUCAUACACUCCUUGAGCUCUGGUCCGGCUGAGGAACAAAAGCGGUCUCCUUUAUCACGUCAAGGAUCAUCCGUCAAUCCUGAAGAACUUCGAAGCGCAAAUGCAAGAGUGGAGACAGUGGAGCGCGAGAAGGAGGAGCUUCGUGGGCUUGUCGAGCGCAAAGCGUUCAGGGAAGAGGAGCUGGAACGGGAGAUUGAGCGACUCAAGGAGCAACUCAGUGCCAAUGCCCAACGCGAGAGUAUCGUUAGCAAUGGCCUUUCGGAGCAUACAGCGAAGGAUGAGAAGCGAUCGUCUGGACGAGAUUCAAAAGGCACCGUGGUGAGCUGGAGAGGCUCACCACAAGCCACUCGCCGCGAUGCUCCGCCAGCACUCGAGCCCAUGACUGAGUCAGCCGACGGCCUCUCGUCUGUUGAUGGCGACAACAUGUGGUGCGGCUUCUGCGAGGAGAGCGGCCACGACAUCCUCAACUGCCCUGCUAUGGGCGGCUCUGAAGUCCCCAAGCCCCUCGCCGGCGCUCGAAACGGCAAAGACGCAGUCAUCGAGGGCCUACGAAAUCUAUCCGUAUCGUCUGACCGACAGCGCUCCUCAGCAGUAACCCCGACCAAAGUGCCUGGCAAUGCGCCAAGUGGCGACCUACCUCCGCCGCCGCCUCUUUUCACCGCGAGCUCGCCCUCGCCAGGCGUCAGUCUUGUUCCUCCCAAGGGUGAAUCCGCACCUGAUCCGGAUAAGUGGUGUGCUCUCUGCGAAAGCGAGGGCCACGAUGUCACGGCCUGUCCUAAUGAAGAUGCGUUUUAGGGGACGCUUUAGCGUAGCUGUAGCCCUUGUCGUCCUUCUUUUGCAUGAUAUCCACGCAGGUUUUGAGCUAGGUUCUUUGGGGCACGAC
This is a messenger RNA of Paraphaeosphaeria sporulosa, 2579 nucleotides long. RefSeq lists its product as uncharacterized. The coding region runs from base 77 to 2491 and encodes 804 amino acids. The record is from RefSeq and is a predicted model, not a curated record. The transcript has 2 exons. NCBI's taxonomy places the organism in Eukaryota, Fungi, Ascomycota, Dothideomycetes, Pleosporales, Didymosphaeriaceae.